Messenger RNA from Arvicola amphibius (Eurasian water vole), 1637 nucleotides. It is a transcript of the gene Bri3bp, whose product is annotated as BRI3 binding protein. The transcript has 3 exons. Gene Ontology annotation, cellular component: mitochondrion. The coding region runs from base 94 to 849 and encodes 251 amino acids. Lineage: Eukaryota; Metazoa; Chordata; Mammalia; Rodentia; Cricetidae. The record is from RefSeq and is a predicted model, not a curated record.
CCCACGCGGUGCGGCCCGGAGCCCUCGGUGGCGGUGCGCUCCGCCUUUCCCCCCCCCACCCCCAGCCCCAAGACCCUCUUUCCGAAGCCGAGCAUGGGUGCGCGCGCGUCCCAGGAGCCCCGGGUCCGGGUCGGCCUGCGACUGCUGCUGCUAUUUCUGCUCCUGGCGCUGAUGCUGCUGGCGCUGGUGGCCCCUGGCGCGCAGGGGGCUCGGGGCCGCGGGGCUGCGGAUAAGAACAGCCACCGGCGCGCGGCCAGCACCUUCUCGCAGAGCGUGAGCAGCCUGUUUGGAGAGGACAACGUGCGCGCGGCUCAGAAGUUACUGUCCAGGCUGACUGAGCGGUUCGUGCAGGGCGUGGACAUGUUCGUGGAGACACUAUGGAAAGUUUGGAUGGAGCUCUUGGAAGUCCUGGGACUUGAUGUGUCCAACCUGUCACAGUACUUCAGCCCAGCCUCCGUGUCCAACAGUCCCACCCGGGCCCUGGUGCUGGUUGGUGUGGUCCUCCUGGCCUACUGGUUCUUGUCUCUGACCUUGGGUUUCACCUUUAGCCUCCUGCACCUGGUGUUUGGUCGCUUCUUCUGGCUCGUGCGUGUCAUCCUGUUCUCCAUGUCCUGUGUGUAUAUUCUGCAUAAGUACGAGGGUGAGCCCGAGCACGCCGUGCUGCCGCUCUGCCUCGUUGUGGCCAUCUACUUUAUGACGGGGCCUAUGGGCUACUGGAGAGGCAGUCCCAGUGGCGUUGGCAGCCCCAGUGUAGAGGAGAAGCUGGAGCACCUGGAGAACCAGGUGAGAGUGCUCAACAUCCGCCUCAACAGGGUGCUGGAGAACCUUGACCGCUCCAAGGACAAGUGAAGGUCAGUUGCCCGGACAUCUAAGGGCACCAGCCAUAGUGAUCUCAAAAGACAACAGAAGAAGAAGAAGAAAAAAAACAACAACAGCCGGCAGCCAAACCCCAACCCUCCCAAUAAACUGAGCAAGAAUGCCACACCUGGUAUUUCCCAUUGUGUGUCAACCUUAAGACCCACUGGAGGAGAAAGAACUUAUGUAGAAUAGAACUUAGAGUGUUGCUGGUGGGAAAAGUGUAUUUUUUGAACAAUGGAUAUACCCCUAUUAACUGUGUAGUCAGAGAAAUUUAUCUGCAUAGAAUAUAAAGUUGAUUUUUCCCCCCAACAUUUAAAUCUUUUGUAAGGUUUUUAAAUAAAGGCAGAUCCAGUCAAGUUUAUCAGAACUUUGAAGAAAGCACUUGAAGAUUUUAAGGAAGUUUAAACUGGCUGCUGGGUGGGCACUGUAUGUGUUAUCUUCAUAUUCCCAAAUGUGACUUUUAUCUUAUGUCUUCUGGGGUUGGAGGUGACUUGGUUAAUGAGUGCUGUCUCUUGUUAUUUUGGACACUUGGGCCUCAGAGUGGAACCCAAUCGCCUUUGGAUCCUAGGGACCCUGUGCACUUGGUCAUUCCAUUGUGUUUCUUCAUGCGUUUCUGUUUUUAUGGUGCUGGGGAUGCUGAGCCCACCCCCACCCUGUCCAUUGUAUUUCUGAAUGGAGGUACCCAUAGACGUCCUGGGAUCUUUUCCUCCUCUCUGGACUUUAAUGUAGUCUAACACCCAGCCUUUCUAGAAGGAAAAUACACAGAUGGGGCUACAAAA